This is a messenger RNA of Saccostrea echinata, 1756 nucleotides long. Its product is annotated as hemicentin-1-like. Gene Ontology annotation, cellular component: neuron projection membrane. The transcript is spliced from 7 exons. Gene Ontology annotation, biological process: synapse organization. NCBI's taxonomy places the organism in Eukaryota, Metazoa, Mollusca, Bivalvia, Ostreida, Ostreidae. The record is from RefSeq and is a predicted model, not a curated record. The coding region runs from base 439 to 1365 and encodes 308 amino acids.
AAGCCAGACUAUAACAAAGUAAACAUAAGAGCGCAAUUCAUUUCCAAAGCCGGAUUCAUUAACGGUGGGACAGUGAAUUGAAACUUGCUUGACGGUGACCUCAGAAUCUUCCGAUUUAGUGUCUUGAAUGACUAAGAAGCUCAUCAGAGGAAUAUAUGGAGCCUCCAAUAAAGUGGAAGUUCAUUAGCACCACAGACACGGGCUCGUCCAUAAUAGCUAAUUAAGAGGAAUUACGGAGUGUUGUUAUACCUGACCACACAGCUGAAUACAGAAACUGUAAGGUGAAGACCAAAGGAGCUAGGGUAACACCUUUAUUGUCAGAAAACGUGUAACAAAUUGAGGAAGAAUUUUUUUUCUAAAAAACAUAAGCACCAUCCUUUCAUCAUGAGGUUCUUAAGAUCAUCUACUUAGAACUAAUUAAGAAAAACAACUACAAAGAUGGACGCUAAUGAAAUAUUUGGGAUUUUUCGGUUGAAAGGAUUCAAACUGUUUCAGGAGAGCUGGACACAUUAUGCCUGGCCAUUUGUUCUGUCUCUGAUCUUCUGUCAAGUAGCAGGCUCUCGUCGACGAAUCCCCUUUUCUAACCACUUUGUCCCCUUAGAACCGGCCAUUUUGAACAAUACCAUCACUAACUACACGGCCGUAGCCGGUGAAACUGCUGUUUUGUAUUGCGCUGUUACAAACCUGGGAACCAAAACUGUGACCUGGAGGAAAGCCUCCCCGUCCGUGCCUCUGACCGUAGGUCUUUUUACGUACUAUGGCGACCCAAGAUUUCAAACACAUCACGUGAUACACAAGAGCCAAUGGAACUUACACAUUAGGAAUGUUAGUAUGAGGGAUUCUGGAGGGUAUGAGUGUCAAGUCAGCACAAGGACACGUGAUAUUAGGAGGGCGUUUUUUCUGUCAGUUAGGGAGCAGACAUCAUCAAUUCAUAUCACAGGUGAUACCUAUGUUAAUAAAAACGAGAAACUGGUUCUCUUUUGCAAUGCCUCGAGUGACUCGUAUCCUCCGGAUGAGCUAGACUGGUUCAUGAACGGUCUUAAAAUACUUACUGACCCAGAAGAAGGAAUAAAGAUAACUAAUUCAGUGUCACUCAAAAGAAGAACCAUUUGGAGCAAACUUGUUAUUGAGCAUGCGCACAUGAAUCAUGGAGGAACGUAUAUUUGUCGGACGUCCGAUAAACUGGUGACCAACAUAAAAGUUAAUGUUCUCAGUGAUGACAAAACAAAUGUAAAGAGAGGAACGAAUUUCAAGACAUUUAUUUCCUCUGUCAGAAGGUCGAACAGUCAUGGCGUCUCUACCCAUCGUACAGAGUCUUGGAUAAUUUUGUUCUUGUGUAGUUCAAUAAUUUUCACUAUUGUUUAACAAAUGGUGGACUAUUGAAAAUACUCAUAGAAAAAUAGAACUGAUUGAGAAGUAACGUGCAUGAUGAAAACGAAAAAUAUAUGAAGUGACACAGGUGAUAGAAAGCUGUUUACUUCCAAAAACUGACUGCUGCCGAAACUCAGGUGCUAAAAGACAGGUAUUAAUCUCAGUCAUUAUUAUCUAUCAGCAGCACUAUUUGUAUAUAAAAAAGUGAUUACUCAAUUUUUUUAUUGUCUUAUCAUAUUGUACUUUAAAUGUGAGCAUGUUUAAGUUCAUGUACCCCAGUGUGACAUUAUUGUGCUCAGUAUCAUCGUAUAAUCAUCAUUGUAUAAAAGUAAGUCAGGGCUUUACAAUGUUAUAUUUUUAUAAUAAAUCUUGAAAAUAUUUAAAA